AUGGUAAAAAUUCCGAGCGGCGCGGUCCCACCGCGACUUUGUGUCAUUGAGAAGUUGAACGGCGAGACGGAAUACGGCUACAACUUGCACGCCGAGAAGGGACGUGGACAAUUCGUAGGAAUUGUCGAUGCGAACAGUCCGGCUGAGAGAGGAGGAUUGAUCACCGGAGAUCGUAUUUUCGCCGUCAACGGUCACUCAAUCAUCGGUGAGAACCACAAGAAAGUGGUCGAACGUAUCAAGGCAAACCCGAAUCGUUGCGAGAUGCUCGUCAUCUCAGAGGAAGGAGCAAAGUUGUAUCAAGAGCACAAUAUUCCAAUCACUUUGGAUCUUCCAAAUGUGGAACGAGUUUCUCAAAAGGUUAGUUCGUGA
Caenorhabditis remanei is the source of this 369-nucleotide messenger RNA. RefSeq lists its product as uncharacterized. Bases 1 to 369 code for a protein of 122 amino acids. The record is from RefSeq and is a predicted model, not a curated record. Lineage: Eukaryota; Metazoa; Nematoda; Chromadorea; Rhabditida; Rhabditidae. Gene Ontology annotation, biological process: protein localization to plasma membrane. Gene Ontology annotation, molecular function: protein-membrane adaptor activity; protein binding. Gene Ontology annotation, cellular component: apical plasma membrane. The transcript is spliced from 3 exons.